Messenger RNA from Sphaeramia orbicularis (orbiculate cardinalfish), 937 nucleotides. It is a transcript of the gene lsm2, whose product is annotated as smx5. Gene Ontology annotation, molecular function: RNA binding. The coding region runs from base 83 to 370 and encodes 95 amino acids. The record is from RefSeq and is a predicted model, not a curated record. Lineage: Eukaryota; Metazoa; Chordata; Actinopteri; Kurtiformes; Apogonidae. The transcript has 5 exons. Gene Ontology annotation, cellular component: U6 snRNP; U4/U6 x U5 tri-snRNP complex; catalytic step 2 spliceosome. Gene Ontology annotation, biological process: mRNA splicing, via spliceosome.
GAUAGUCUGGAACUGUCGCAGAAAUAUUACGAACACAGCAUGUGACGUCAUUAACAGCAGACGAACUAGCACAAGAGGCGAAAUGCUUUUCUACUCGUUCUUCAAGUCGCUGGUGGGAAAGGAUGUGGUGGUGGAGCUCAAAAACGACCUGAGCAUCUGUGGGACACUUCAUUCUGUUGAUCAGUACCUGAACAUCAAGCUCACAGACAUCAGUGUUACAGAUCCAGAGAAAUAUCCACACAUGUUGUCUGUGAAAAACUGUUUCAUCCGUGGAUCUGUGGUCCGGUACGUUCAGCUGCCUGCAGAUGAAGUGGACACUCAGCUGCUGCAAGAUGCUGCACGAAAAGAAGCAAUGCAGCAGAAGCAGUGAUUCGGCUGUGGGUUGGGGUUUUGUAUCAGGUGCUGGAUGGGUGUUGUGUCCGGGGGGAUGGAAAAUAAGUUGCUUUAGUUCUGAGUUAAGUUCAGUACGAACGUGUUUCAAGUGUUGCCCAUCAGUGCAUACUUUCCAAGAGUUAGCUGCAUUCCUGAUAUUAGUGAACAAUAAUUUGUAACACAGUACAUCUUACCUCAUAGGCUGUAUAGUCUUCAUUUCAGACUGCUUCAUUUUGUUUGGGAAACAAAAAUAAUGGCAGAAGUAAAUGCAUUUUGAUUCGGCAGAGCCAAAAAGAGGUAAAGAUCACAAUGUUUAUGUUGCAUCGAAGCAGGCGCUGUCGCUUGUCUUGUCAAAAGAUGACUCUUUUUUUUUUUUUUUUUGGCUUCUUUUUUAACACCACUUGGAAAUAAAAGUAUUUAUAUUUUGAUGGAGGUAUUUCAAGUCAAGCUUUUUGCAUUUUUCUGUCACUUGAGUUUUAUCUGUUUAAAAAGUCUGGAAGAAACUGAGUAAACCAUCUUUUGUAAUGAUUUAAUUUACAGGAAAUAAAGACUAAAAUCCCAAGGC